UCUGUCUCCAAAGUACUGGGAUUACAGGUUGGCAACAGAGAUGAUUCCAAUCCUUAUAUAAAUGUGAAGCUGAAGGCUGCUGAAGAGAUUGGGAUCAAAGCCACUCACAUUAAAUUACCAAGAUCAUGCACAGAGUCUGAGGUGUUAAAGUAUGUCACCUCCUUGAAUGAAGACUCCACUGUCCACGGAUUCAUAGUGCAGCUACCUUUAGAUUCAGAGAAUCUGAUUAAUACUGAGGCAGCCAUCAAUGCUAUUGCUCCUGAAAAGGAUGUGGAUGGAUUGACUAGUGUCAGCACUGGAAAACUUGCCAGAGGUGAUCUCAAUGAAUGCUUCAUUCCUUGUACACCUAAAGGAUGCUUGGAACUCAUAAAAAAGACAAGGGUGCAGAUUGCUGGAAUGCACACAGUGGUGGUCGGGCGCAGUAAAAUAGUUGGUGCACCAAUGCAUGACCUGCUUCUGUGGAACAAUGCCACAGUGACCACCUGCCACUCCAAGACUGCCAAUCUGGACAAGGAGGUAAAUAAAGGAGACAUCCUGGUGGUCGCAACAGGAAAGCCUGAGAUGGUGAAAGGGGACUGGAUCAAACCUGGGGCUGUCGUCAUAGACUGUGGGAUUAAUUAUGUUCCGGAUGAUUCAAAGCCAAAUGGAAAGAAAGUUGUGGGUGACGUGGCAUAUGAUGAGGCCAAAGAGAGGGCAAGCUUUAUCACACCUGUCCCCGGUGGUGUGGGGCCCAUGACUGUGGCAGUGCUGAUGCAGAGCACAGUAGAGAGUGCGCAGCAUUUCCUGGAGAAAUUUAAGCCAGGAAACUGGAAGAUUCAAUAUAACAACCUGAACCUCAAGACACCUGUGCCAAGUGAUAUCGAUAUAUCAAGAUCUUGCAAACCGAAGCCCAUUGGUAACCUGGCUCGAGAAAUUGGGCUGCUCUCGGAAGAGGUGGAAUUAUAUGGUGAAACAAAAGCCAAAGUUCUGCUGUCAGCACUAGAGCGCCUAAGGCUCCAGCCUGAUGGGAAAUACGUGGUGGUGACUGGCAUAACUCCAACGCCUCUGGGAGAAGGGAAAAGCACAACCACAAUUGGUCUGGUGCAAGCACUGGGUGCCCACCUGCAUCACAAUGUGUUUGCAUGUGUGCGGCAGCCUUCUCAGGGCCCCACCUUUGGAAUAAAAGGUGGUGCUGCAGGUGGUGGCUACUCCCAGGUCAUUCCCAUGGAAGAGUUUAAUCUCCACCUCACUGGUGACAUCCAUGCCAUCACCGCAGCUAAUAACCUUGUUGCUGCUGCCAUCGAUGCUCGGAUAUUUCAUGAACUGACCCAGACAGACAAGGCUCUCUUUAAUCAUUUGGUGCCAUCAGUAAAUGGAAUAAGAAAGUUCUCUGAUAGCCAAAUCCGAAGGUUACGG
Molecule: messenger RNA, 1395 nt
Organism: Nannospalax galili (Upper Galilee mountains blind mole rat)
Lineage: Eukaryota; Metazoa; Chordata; Mammalia; Rodentia; Spalacidae
Product: C-1-tetrahydrofolate synthase, cytoplasmic-like
Exons: 14
Biological process (GO): tetrahydrofolate interconversion
Cellular component (GO): cytosol
Molecular function (GO): methylenetetrahydrofolate dehydrogenase (NADP+) activity; formate-tetrahydrofolate ligase activity; ATP binding
Source: RefSeq, a predicted model, not a curated record